This is a messenger RNA of Nannizzia gypsea CBS 118893, 2751 nucleotides long. Its product is annotated as DNA polymerase theta. Lineage: Eukaryota; Fungi; Ascomycota; Eurotiomycetes; Onygenales; Arthrodermataceae. The transcript is spliced from 8 exons. The coding region runs from base 1 to 2751 and encodes 916 amino acids. Gene Ontology annotation, molecular function: ATP binding; nucleic acid binding. The record is from RefSeq and is a predicted model, not a curated record.
AUGAAUCCCAAACGCGUUGAUGUUGCCUGGGAAAACUCCUCAACCCUCUCAGUUGCUGGUGCGAAACGGUCACGCUCUGAAAAUGACACUCUCCCAGCUUUCACCACCGCGCACCAGGUGUUGAACGCACAGUCAAGAGCGCAGAGAACCAACACUGCGCAGUAUUCCCACGAUACCAGACGCUUGCGGGCUAGUAAGAUAGAACCGCUAUCUAACCUUAGCAAUAUUGACUUGUCUCGCUCGCAGAAUCUAUCAGAGUGCUCGCAAAAAUCUUCUAUAUCCAGUACUCCUGGGCCAGCUCAGAAUCCUGUCCUCUCUCUCAGCCAUCCAAAAUACGGCUUGCCGGCUGCCCUGGUUAAGAAUUUCGCUUCUCUAGGCGUUAACGCUAUCUAUCCGUGGCAAGCAUCAUGUCUUCUUGGUCGAGGCCAUCUUUCAGGAGAAAAGAAUCUGGUGUACAGUGCUCCGACCGGGGGCGGUAAGUCGUUGGUUGCAGAUGUAUUAAUGCUGAAACGCAUCCUUACCUGCCCAGACAAAAAAGCUAUCCUGGUUCUCCCUUAUGUUGCUCUCGUUCAAGAAAAGUUGAAAUGGCUCAGGCGUGUGGUUGAAGGGAUACCCCGAUGCACACAUGAUGAUGAUGUCGAUGUUGAGAACUCCGCUGGUGGAGAUGCUCACCCUUCUCGUUUCAAAUCUGAAGAGAACUUCAUUCGAGUUACAGGUUUUUUUGGUGGGAGCAAGACCAGGACAACCUGGUCAGACACAGAUAUCGCAGCCAACUCUCUAGUCAAUACUGCCAUUGAAGAUUGCACAAUUGACAAGCUUGGUGUAAUCGUCCUCGAUGAACUGCAUAUGCUUGAUGAUGAACACCGCGGCUAUCUAAUAGAAAUUAUGGUAACGAAGCUUCUCCUGCUUCAGCAAGAUAUCCAGAUAAUUGGUAUGAGUGCAACUUUAUCGAAUACAGAGGUGCUUGCAAAGUGGCUGAAUGCAAAUUAUUAUAUAUCUCGAUAUCGUCCGAUACCCGUUGAAGAAUUCCUAGUGUUUGAAGAUUAUAUCUAUCCAGUGCCAGCCACAAAGGGUCUUCUUCGGAAGAUGAUCAAACCUAAUACGUCCAAUUCACAUAAUAUUCCAGCUUCGGCGUGCCGAGUCAUACGUAAGUCGGAAUUUAGGGAGCUGGCAUUCCCGAUUCCAAAUGCUAUGGUCGCCCUUGCCUGUGAAACUGCGGCUGCGGGUUAUGGCGCUCUUGUAUUUUGUGGGAGCCGACAGGCUUGUCAGACAAAUGCGGUGCUCAUAGGAGAUGCAAUGCCAGAUACCCUGGAUGCAGAUAUUAUCGAAAAGCGACUAGAUCUGGUAGCAAGUUUGCAAAGCCUCCCUUGCGGACUUGAUACCUACUUUGCAAAAACUAUACCAAGAGGUGUUGCUUUUCACCAUGCUGGUUUAACGACUGAAGAGCGUGUCUUGAUCGCAGAAGGGUUUGAUUCUGGAAUUCUCAAAGUUCUCGUAGCCACUUGUAGCUUAGCUGCGGGGAUAAAUCUCCCCGCUAGGCGUGUGAUUCUCUGCGGCGCAAGAAUGGGCCGUGAGCUAGUUGGACCUGCAAUGCUGCGACAGAUGCGUGGUCGAGCGGGCCGAAAAGGUAAGGAUGAAGUUGGCGAAACCUACUUAUGCUGUACAAGUAAAGAUUGGGAAGAUGUAGUUGGGUUAUUGGAAGCCGAGUUGCCCGCCAUUGCGAGCGGGCUGGCUCCAGGCAGAGCAGGAAUCAAGAGGGCACUACUUGAAGCCAUUGCUACUAAGCUGGUAUCUGGUCGUGAUGCUAUUAAUGACUAUAUCAGGAGCAGUCUGUUGUUUCAUAAUGACGAAGCACAAGAUACCCUUUUAGAUAUGGUGCAGUCAACUCUCCAGGAGCUUCUGGAUGCAGAACUUGUGAAAUCAUCGAGCGAUGAGACUUUUGAGCCAACGCAGCUUGGUCUAGCGAUUGUCGCGUCCGCAUUUAGCCCUGAUGAUGGACUUUUCAUCUAUGGGGAAUUAAAACGUGCCCUACAGGCCUUUGUGAUGGAUGGCGAAAUGCAUAUAUUUUACAUGUUUUCUCCACUACAAGUCUCUGCCGAAAUUGACUGGAUGGCUUUCCGCGACGAAGUCCAUGGCCUAGAUGACAGCGGACUACGUACUAUACAGCUUGUGGGCGUUGAUCCAGGGUUGGUGAACUCUAUUGCCAUGGGUCACGUUUCUAUAAAGGACCCAGCUUUGCUGAGAGUCUACAACCGUGUCUAUACAGCAUUUCAACUCCGCGACUUAAGCAAUGAAAUUCCAGUCUCGUCAAUUGCAAAGAAAUACAAUAUUGCUCGGGGAGCUGUACAGACACUUGCUCAAAACUGUCAUGGAUUUGCGGCUGGAAUGGCCAAAUUCUGUCAACGGAUGGGUUGGGACAUGCUCGCUGUUGUAUUAGAUCAUAUGCGUGACCGCCUUCAGGCUGGGGCCAGAGCGGAUCUAUUAGAAAUGGCACAGGUGACCUAUGUCAAAAGUCGAACAGCAAGGCUGCUUUGGGAAAAUGGAUUUAAAACCCUGAGAUCUCUCGCUGAAGCUGCACCUACUGAUCUGGUGCCUGUGUUAAUGAUGGGCCAACCUCGGAGUAGCUCGUACUCAAACAAUAACAAAGACAUGAAGAGAGUUACCGCAAAGUUAACUGCAAAAGCAGAGGUAAUAAUAGCCUCGGCAAGCAGACUAUGGGAGCAUCAAUCGGUGGUAGAACUAGACGAGUAA